AUGAAUUCUCGGAAGAAGAAGACCUCGACGAACACAUUGAUGAUUACAGCCAUUAUGCGCCACAGCAUGAGUGCGAAGCCUGCAAUGAGAAGUUUCACACUCCACGGCAGGCUCGCGAUCACAUGGACCAACACGAUCACUGGAGAAUCCACUGGUGUGCUACCUGCGAGAGAGGCUUCCAGAAUGACAACAACUUGCAAAUGCACAUGGGUGGCGCCGCGCAUCUCUCACACUUCCCUUACGCAUGCGAGGCUUGCAAUAUCAAGUUCGUAUACACUCUCGGGUGCUCUUUCACCAACCUUUAGACUGAUCAUCACUGURGAUACACCACCUAUCAGGGUGCUCGUCAGCACAUGGAUCGAAAUGAUCACUGGAGGACGCAUUGGUGUCAGCCAUGCCAGCGUGGCUUCCAGAACGACAACAACCUACAGCAGGCAUCUCCACGGCUCAGCGCACUACAAAAACAGCAUCGCGUGCCCAUUCUGCAAGAGAGGCUUCACCGCAGCUAGUGGCGUAGCCAACCACAUCGAAACAGGUUCCUGCCCUCGCGCUACAAACCUCAACCGCGAGUCCGUCUACAAAGCCGUCAGCGCUCGCGAUACUUGUGGCGUUAUCACCAACAAAUUCUUGAAGUGGGACGGAGCCGCCAAUGCCGAGUAUGCCGCAACCGCUGCGAGUUGGAACGGCCACGCCUACGAGUGCUAUCUUUGCAACCGCGACUUUGCCGCUCUGGCUAGUUUGAACCAACACCUCGCCUCGCCUGUCCACAAGCAAAAACUUUACCGCUGCUUUGGCCUGGGGUGCGGAAAGCAAUUUGCGGCCCUGGCCCCGCUUUUCAAUCAUCUGGAGAGCGAGAGUUGUGGGGCGGUGAGGUUUGGGAACGUGCAGAAGGCUGCUGGAAACAUUUUGACGGGGCAGAGGAGGAUUGAAUUCUGA
This is a messenger RNA of Ramularia collo-cygni, 936 nucleotides long. RefSeq lists its product as uncharacterized. The coding region runs from base 1 to 936 and encodes 311 amino acids. Lineage: Eukaryota; Fungi; Ascomycota; Dothideomycetes; Mycosphaerellales; Mycosphaerellaceae. The record is from RefSeq and is a predicted model, not a curated record. The transcript is spliced from 4 exons.